AUGGCAGCAGCUAACGAUUCAGGAACGAAAGUGCUCUCCUAUCCGAUUUUCGGCCUUCGUAACAAGUAUUUGGAGGAUGCCGAUGAUGAUUUUCUCUAUCAUUUCGGAUUUGGAAUCAAAACUGUGGAUAUCCCUAAGGUGUUUGGAGAUACUAAGUUCAGCAAAUAUCAAAAAGGAUCACGGGAUCAGAUGGGAGGUUUCAUUACUAUUUUUGAGUUUGUCUGCACUGGCGGUUCAUCAACAAGAAUGAAACUAUACGCUGAGUGGUUCUCGAAGGAAUGCGGUCUCGAAUGCAGUGAAAAUCUCUCAAGAACUGAUCGUUUUGUACUGUACAAAACUGGCAAAGUGAUAUGGGUUAAUCACGGCAUGGGAAGUCCAUCACUGAGUAUUUUGCUCGUUGAAAUGCUAAAAAUUAUGCAUCACGCUAAAGCAGAAGAUGUCAAAUUUAUUCGUGUGGGAACUUCUGGAGGAGUUGGGGUUGAGCCAGGUACAGUAGUCGUUACCACAGGCGUAAUGAAUGGUGAACUUACCGAUAAAUACGUUCAAUGGAUAAACGGAAAAAAAGUAGAGCGCGAUACCUGGCUUGACGAAGAUCUUCGCAAAGAACUCAUAGCAGUAGCUUCAGAAAAGAAAAUCCCUGUAGAAGCUGGUCUUACUCUUUGUGCUGAUGAUUUUUACGAAGGCCAGAUGCGUCUUGACGGGUUCUUUUGCGAAUAUAAAGCAGAUGACAAAUUUGAUUUCCUUAACAAGAUAUAUGAGAAAGGUGUGCGAAACUUUGAAAUGGAAUGCACAUGUUUUGCGUCAAUGACAUAUCGUGCUGGUGUGAAAGCGGCGAUUGUCUGUGUGGCGAUGCUGAAUCGCAUGGAAGGUGAUCAAGUGAAUAUUGAACACGAUCAAUACAUUGAAUAUGAGGAACGACCUUUCCGUGUGGUCACUGCACUUAUUAGAAGACAACUUGGAUACUGA
Messenger RNA from Necator americanus (New World hookworm), 966 nucleotides. RefSeq lists its product as uncharacterized. Gene Ontology annotation, biological process: uridine catabolic process; nucleotide catabolic process. Lineage: Eukaryota; Metazoa; Nematoda; Chromadorea; Rhabditida; Ancylostomatidae. The transcript has 8 exons. The record is from RefSeq and is a predicted model, not a curated record. The coding region runs from base 1 to 966 and encodes 321 amino acids. Gene Ontology annotation, cellular component: cytosol; cytoplasm. Gene Ontology annotation, molecular function: uridine phosphorylase activity.